AUGUCAAAAACUGAUUCACAACAUUUGCCACAUGGUGAAUUUGUUCCACACGAUCCGGCGAAAAAUGACUUGACUGUAUUUGUCAGUAAUCUGGAUUAUUCAACGACUGAAGAUCAGUUGCGAAAGACAUUUGAAAAGUGUGGUGAAUUAACCUCUGUUCGCCUUGUUCGUGAUUAUGCUGGUCGAUCUAAAGGAUUCGCUUAUAUUGAAUUCAAACAUAAAGAUUCGGUAACCGCCGCGCUCGCAUUAGAUAGACAACCAGUUGUAAGUGAUGAAUGCUUCGAGAAUAAUGCUUCAUCAAAUCUUGACAAUAAUUUACAAGAUGAAGAAGAUCAAGGAACAACAACAACGACGACGAAGACGGUGGCAGAAUCUUCGAAAUCAUCGACACCCUCUAAACGACCAAUGUUUGUAUCGAUCUGUGAUCCAAGUAAAGUGAAAGCCUCUGGAUUCAAGUAUACAGUUGGUAAAAAAGAACCAGGAAUAUUGUUUCUACGAAAUUUAGAUAAAAAUGUAAAAAGUGGAGAUUUAGUGAGAUUAUUUAGAGAGUAUGGACUUGUAAGUAUUUGUGUGGUCACCUGUCCAAAUGGUGUGCCUACAGGUGAUGCGUUUAUUGAAUUUAAAAGUGCUGAUGAUGCCAGUCGAGCGUUGAUUGCUAUCGAUGGUUUACAGUUUGGUAGUAAAGUGCUGUCAGUAGCUAUUAGUGAACCACCUGUCCGCCAGGAUGCAUCUCAAAGCUUUAAACCGCCUACAAUGAAAAGCAAUGAAACAUUUAAAACACCGCAAUCAGAUUUUACUGGUGAAUCUUCAGCAAACUGGGGUGAUGCAAAACACCUAGUUCGUGUAUGCAGUAUGGCAAUCAAUUCAGUGAAUGUAGACCAUUCAGAAUUGUUAUUUCAAAUUGUAUUACGUGUUGUCGGUGAAAUUGGAUUACCUGUUAAACAGUAUAAAGACGUGACUGUAAAAAUCAAUUCACGUCGAGCACUACUCAAAGAUUCAAUGAAGGAUGUUCAAAUGAGGAAUUCGACUAUGGAGAACUCAGCAUCGUUGACAUCGCCAUCAUCAUCAGCCUAUGUUACUGAACUCAAAAUUCAGUCGAAUAAAUUUGCGGCAUUGAAGAGUUCUUUUUUGAACAUAUUUAACUGUUGUGAUUGUCCAAGAAUGCAUGCUAAGUGUAAUAAAGAAAUUGCUCAACAUCAACAAUUGAUAGCUGAAUUACAAGAACAGCUGUCAAAUAAAAAUAAACGGAUCACAGAAUUAACAAGUUUACUGGAUAAAUAUCAAAGUGUAUUCAGUUUAUCGAGUUCCCUGUCGACACCGACAACUGUUGUUAAAAGUCAACAGCAGCAACAACAGCAACAACAACAGCAACAGAUCGAUAACAAUGAAGUAUUUGGUUUCGGUGGGAAUGUUUCAGUGCAUCAGAAUGAAUUAACUGUACAAACAAGAAAACGUGGUAUCGGGAUAUCCGCUGAACCGCAGAAUGAAGACGAGAUUCAAUCGAAAGAGCUUAUAUCCCAUCCGAAAUCUGAAGAUGUUCGUAAACUGCUUAGAGUUGCAAUUAUGGAGAAUGAUUUUAUGAAUCAUAUUGCAUCGACUCAGCUAACUGAACUUAUUGAUUGUAUGUACAGUAUCGACUUCACAGCUGAUGAAAUGAUUAUCAAUGAGGGGGAUUUUGGUUCAUUGGUGUAUGUUUUAGCAGCGACUAGACUACAAACUGGGUCAAAAUAA
This is a messenger RNA of Trichobilharzia szidati, 1731 nucleotides long. The record is from the annotation of a GenBank genome assembly. Lineage: Eukaryota; Metazoa; Platyhelminthes; Trematoda; Strigeidida; Schistosomatidae.